Molecule: messenger RNA, 888 nt
Organism: Fusarium graminearum PH-1
Lineage: Eukaryota; Fungi; Ascomycota; Sordariomycetes; Hypocreales; Nectriaceae
Exons: 2
Coding region: 1-888 (295 amino acids)
Biological process (GO): box C/D snoRNP assembly
Cellular component (GO): nucleus
Molecular function (GO): metal ion binding; RNA binding
Source: RefSeq, a predicted model, not a curated record
AUGGACUCCGAAUCUGAAGACGAUGAAGGGGAAGAGAAGGUCUUGACCGAUUUGAUAGGACAGGAAACACUGAAUGUCAAAGAUGUUGCCGCGUUCUUGGCGGAUAGGAAGAAGCACUUCCCUACAAAAGCCCGAGUAGAGGCAAAAAAGACUGCCGAGCUGGCACAAACUGGCGAAGACAAGGCUUCCUCGCUAGAAAAACAGGCCGACAAGCUCAGACGACAGCUGCGCAAAGUUGAAUCGUCCAUUAAGCGAAAGCGCGAACAGGGCGACGAAGGUGACGAGAUGCGAGACCCAUCUGAGGAGUCUUCAGAUGACGAGCCAGAAGUUAUGUCUACUCGUUCCCAUGUGGCUCCUCCACCCCCGCCGCCGGCCAAGAAAGCCGACGUCUCCAAACAUUGCAAAUAUUAUUCAACUGGUGGAACAUGCGGCAAGAAGGGCAAGUGCCGUUUCGUCCAUGAUCCCGAGGCUCGUGAAGCGGCUAUGAAGGACCGUGAGGCAAACAAUGGACGACUCACUAUUCAGCAACGACUGAUCCUCAACGACAAGGAGCAAGAGGAUCUUACUGUCCUUCAGUCAAUUCAGUACCUCCGCAAGAAGGGGUUGAUGCAGCCUGAAGAUCCUGAGGUGAAAAAAGAGGCGAAGUCCGCCAAGCCCGAUCUCCCAGCGCACCCGCCCCCUCCAAGUCUACUUCCUGCUGCAUCAGCUUCGUUGCCUCCUCCCCCUGUCAAACGGGAGCCCAACUUGCCUCGUCAUAACCCACCUCCGUCCACCGUUCCUGGCGCCAAUAGUAACCACACUCAGGGAGUCAAGCCCUAUCAAGGAUGGACAAUGAGGCCUUACGGAAGCACGAACGGGAAGUCGACUAAGAGUGAUGAUCUGCCUUGA